Camellia sinensis is the source of this 3159-nucleotide messenger RNA. Its product is annotated as LOB domain-containing protein 10. The record is from RefSeq and is a predicted model, not a curated record. NCBI's taxonomy places the organism in Eukaryota, Viridiplantae, Streptophyta, Magnoliopsida, Ericales, Theaceae.
CUCUCUCUCUCUCUCCUUGUGUGUGUGUGAACGCAUAUAUAUGACAGUCAUUGUAUUCCUGAGUUUCCGUCUUCUCUUUGGGAUCGUGAAACAGAAGAUCGGAUCGAGCGCUCUCUCUCUCUCUCUCUCUGGCACUCGAACCCUAGACCCUCGGCUCUCUUCGUUCCGUGGAAUCCCACACCAUUUUCGACGCCAAACUUACGACGAUUUGUUUUCUCGCCGGUUUCACCGUUAUUGUCUCUCGCAGAUUGUAUAGCUUCUUUUUGAGAAUUAGAGAGAGAACAAGAAGAUAUUAGUACUAAUCAAAAGUUUUCUAAGCGAUGUCAUCAUCAAACUCUCCGUGUGCGGCGUGCAAGUUUCUCCGGCGAAAAUGCACACAAGAGUGCGUUUUCGCACCCUAUUUCCCACCAGACCAGCCUCAAAAAUUCGCCAAUGUUCACAAAGUCUUCGGCGCAAGCAACGUCGCAAAAAUCCUCAACGAACUCAACGCGGCCCAGCGCGAAGACGCCGUGAAUUCCCUCGCGUAUGAAGCAGAUGCAAGGCUCCGAGACCCAGUUUACGGUUGCGUAGGCCUCAUAUCAAUCCUCCAACACAGACUCAAACAAGUCCAAAUCGACCUCUACCACGCUAAAAAAGAAUUAGCCACAUACAUUGGGCCCUCGGCAAUGCUACCAAUUCUCCAACACCCCGGUUUUAUGCAAAACAAUCCGGCCUCAUCUUCAAUGAUACCUUACAACAUGAAUUCCAUGUCGAUGUUGGGUUUACCCGCGUCGCACAACGCUCAAUUGGUGAUUCGGGACGCUCAACCCCACCACCAACACCACCAGCAAAUGAUCGAGGCUCAGCAAUUGGCGGCCGCGGUGGCUGCCAGAGAGCAACAAGAGAUGUUGCGGAAUUACGAGCAGCAACAACAACAGCAACAGGAGCUGGUGAGGUUCAACAGUGGGUUUGACCCGGGACCGGUUGGUGGUGGCGGUGGCGGUGGCGGUGCAAGUGGGUUUAAUCAGAUGACUAGUACUGGUGCUAUGUCACCGUCUUUGGCUUUGGGUUCUUUUGAUAAUCCUUAUCAGAUUCAACAACAGCCGCAAGAUCACACUCAUCACCAUCAUCACCACCACCAGCUUCAGCUUGAGCCACAGCUUUUGCUUCAUCAACAACAGCCACAACAACCGCAGACACCGCAGCAGCAACAGAGAUCGGGAAGCGAGGAGGGUCGGAGCGUUGGUCCGUCUUGCUGAAGUUUUUUCAAGCUCACUUUCCCUCUUUAGCUUAUUCUUUCAACAAUUUUUCUUUCCAGUGAAAGAGAGAAUGGGUUGACGUUUGUAUUGUACAAACCAGCAGACAAAAGAUGGGCUGUUGAGGAGUUACUACAUAGGAGGGGCAGAAUUGGAAUUUGGUUGCGGUGAAGGAUUCAUCUGUAUCUGGUUUUACUGAAACGUUCCCUCUCCUUCCAUGGCCCGUCCUGAUCAUGAAGGAGGAUAAUUUGCCCUAGUUUUCAGUUUGAAGAGCAUCAAUUACUCAUUCUAGAGGCCACUUUGUUGCCCUACCCAGUAAAUGACAACAACUUCGAUUUUCAUUUAGGGAAGGGUAUUGCUGUAGAUAAAUGAAAUUUUUUUUUUUUUUUUGAGUUAACUACACCAAAAUUUUCUUGAAUAUUACUUUACUCAUCUAAUUUCUGAAUCCAUAUAUGUUAACUCACUAAAUUAUAAAAAUUAUAUAAAUACAUCUUAUUUGUAAGUGAUCUAGAUGGAGUGAAAAUGAUACAUUUUUAUAGUUGAAGAAUACACCUCAUAGAUGAGAAAACAAAGUAAUCUUUGCUAAUAAUUAAAAGUCUUGGUGUAAUUAAUUAAUCAAUUUUUUUUUUUUUUUAACUACACAAACAUAAUGGGGUCUACUACAAUAAAUCAACACACAUGGAAGUAUUGCUUAACAGAUGAUGUGUCAUAAUUUUUAAAGUUUUAGAUCUUAUAGUUUGUAUAAUGAAUGCGGUACAUAGUUUUGAAAUGGCAAUGUCAUAGUUUAUGUUGGUACACUAAUUAAUAUAUCAAUUGGUGUAUGUAGUACCAUUUUUUCUUUUAGAUAAAUUUUAUGACAUUAACACUCUCAUUAAUAAUUUUAUUAAUACAUUCACAAAUUUUAUGUGGGUUGCACAUUAUAUGACAAAUAGAUUUUUCAAGUUAAAAAUUAAUAAUCAUAAAAUAGAACUUAAAAAUAUUAUUUUUUUAACUUUUGGAUAAUCAACUUACUUAAGUUAUUUCUAUAUAAUAAAUUAUAAAUAAAGACUGUACUAAAUAGUCUGACAAAUUCAAAUUAAAAUAAGUUUUCCAAACAUCCCAAUAAGAUUGUUGAUAAGAGUGUAAGAGUGUGUUUCUAGCAUUGUUUUAAGAGGUUUUUUUUUUUAAUAGAAAUUUCUAAUAAAUUACAAAUUAAAUUAUCAUGGUUUGAGCCCACACGGCAUUACGUAGAAAAAAUAAUGCUCAAAUACAUUCAUGUGUAUUGGGAGGAAAAAGAUUGGAUACAUACCUAACUUUUGGUAUAAUAUAUAAAGUGAUUAUCCUGAAACUUGAAUCCAUAAUUUCAAGAUUAUUAGGCUAAUGUUUUACUAUUGAAUCAAUGGUCACCCCUUAAUGAUCUGUAGCAUUUUUGGUGUUUCAGACAUAAACAUGGUUUAAUAAUUAGUUAGGUGGCUUUUGAAGAACAAAUGCAUGUUCUAGGGGGAUGAAAUGAAAGAAAGCUCUUCCUGACCUUUGAGGCUUUGACCUCUCUCUCUCUCUCUCUCUCUCUCUCUCUCUCAACUAUUUUCUUUCGAUAAAAAGUUUACGAAGAAAUUGAAUUUGGUAACCAAAAAGUUAAAUCAAAACUAUACUCACUUGUCAUUUUGCUUUAUAAGGUAUAUACACACAUAAUUCAAUUAGUUUACAUACAUGAACUUUACUAGUUGUUUCAGCUAUCAUCCUUUGUUUAUGAAUCUUCUUAUUCCAAAAAACUAUAAGAUGGAUUUGUUAGGAGUGGUGUCUAACUUAUAAACUCUAUAAAAUAUUGUUCAUUUAUAUAUAUAAUGUGUUUAGUUUAUGUAUUCAUAGCAGAAUUGUUUCUAUUUAUUUAUUUAUUUUGCACGGAACAUUAAUGUUAACAAGUCUUCUCCUUUUGGUUUUUUGG